Messenger RNA from Pseudophryne corroboree (corroboree frog), 1051 nucleotides. RefSeq lists its product as uncharacterized. NCBI's taxonomy places the organism in Eukaryota, Metazoa, Chordata, Amphibia, Anura, Myobatrachidae. The transcript has 15 exons. The record is from RefSeq and is a predicted model, not a curated record. Bases 54 to 833 code for a protein of 259 amino acids.
GGAGCCUUUUACUGGCUGCCACAUACACUGUGUGCUGAUCUCAGGUGUUCAACAUGAUGCUCAUCACAGUGUUUAUGCUGGUUGGUGUAACCCUCUCUCAGGGGGCAGACGGAACAUCUCCAGGAUGUGCAGCUCCAACUGCUGAUGGAUGCUUGAUAAAUUCUUUUGAAAAAGUUGCAGACGUCCUUCAUAAACUAGCAGCAUUCUUCUGUGCAGUUCCUGACAAUGUGGGUAACGCUUUCAAUGUCAAGGAAUUUAUGGAUUUGUUUUACCAGUUGGAAGAACUUCUUGGAUGUGCUGGUUGUGAUAUUAAUGUUCUUGCGGGUCUAAAGCUGGAUUUGGAAGAAGUAGCCAAAGGAUUAGAGCCGACUGCGGAGAAAAUAACACCUAUAGUAAAUGAAUUAUUAGGGAAGUUAGGCCUUUCACAAUUAGCUCCAAAACUUCUCUGCACAGUGGGAAAGGUUCUCGACAAUCCCUGUAUACAGGAUUUACUAAAGAAUGUUACUACAAAAGUUACUAAAGAGCUUUACAAUUUAAUAUGUGCGUGUGAAAAUGUGCCACCUAUCGCGCAAUCCAUAGCAGGAGCUUUGGGCAAGCUCUGUGGCGUUACCAUCGAUGUGGAAGGCAUAUCUGAUGCAGAUUGUGGUGCAAUGGCAAGCUUAAUAAACAAUUCUUUGUUGUCUGGGUUGAAUGGUCUGUUAAAAACUGCAGGAGGCCUUGUAGACAAUCUUACAAAUGGAGGUCUUUGUAAACUGCUGGGCAGUGGUGGUUUUGUAACUGGUAUACUUCCUUUACCUGCCGUACCUCUUCCUGGUGUGUCUGGCCUAGUUUGAUCUCUGUAGUUCCUGGUGUAUGAUGAGUCCCAGGAUCCCAUCCGAAGCACAUCUGCUUCCAAAGGAGAAAACUGAUUCCGAAUCUUUGCAAACCAAUAUUAAUCAUUUUCUGAAAUUCUCGUUCUCAUUGGAUCGCCCAUGUUUUUGAGAAGUCUUGAUUGUUGCUUUAUUUCCUGAAUGAUUUCUUUAAUCAAUAAAUUUCUUGCAAUUUAAUAAAA